UCUGUUAUUUUGUGAUAUACUGCUAAACCUUAACGUGUGUAUCAUGUGUAUAUGUUAUUAAAAUUAGGGCAGUUGUGUAAAGUCAGUCAUUUGGUCAUAUUUGUAGCUGUUUACCGAAAGUUUUUGGAUAAUUUAUCGAAGAGAUUCCACCCGAUGACAGUAACUGGGAGAAGAACAACUGUAAACUGUGGCCAAAAUUGACAUACGAGGACAUAGUGGACUAUUUGAUUCUCUCCAAAGCUUACGAUGGAAAAGCUUUGAAAGCAUUCCGUGCCAUGUAUGGAUAUAAUUACGUGCAAAAUGGCUGGAUGGGUGACAUAUAUUUUAUGUGAAACUGUGCGACGUUCACUUUCUGAAAGCAAAUGUUUCGCCAAGUCAGCCGGGUGUGGGACGUUCAGAUUAUUUUACCUGGGUUGCGAUUGCUAACAAUUGUACUGUUUUAACUGGUCAUUGUAUGUGUCCGGCAGGAAAUGGUAGGAGCUGCAGACAUAUAUCAGCAGUACUGUAUGCUGUAACACUAGCUUGGUCGAGCGGUGUAGGCGGUACUACAUGCACAGAUGUUUCUCAAGCCUGGGGCAGAGGAGCGUCAAAGUCUUUGACUCAUGAAAAGUUGUCGGAUAUCACAUUCAACAGGCCAAGUGCACACACAUUGAAAAUCUGUCGUGAAAAUGUAUCGAAUAAUGAUUCAACCCCUAAUACUAAUCAAUUUCUGGACCACAAAGACCUGGAAGAAAGUGUUCAACGGUCAGCCGUUAAGUCCCUUGUAUGUAAGGGAACAAUGCUAUACCAAAUUCUACAUGCACCUGAACAAGAAACUGUUGAAAUAAAUGACAUUACACACGGUCCACACAACAUUGAUCAAACCAGUCCAGUUACUAACAAGUUACCUUGCAAAAACUGUGAACACUUCUAUCAGAAAUAUAUCUGUCUCAGUCUGGAAAGUAUUGGCCUGGUGGAAUCAAAAACGAAGAACCAAGAUUCAAACCUGUGGUCAGAGACACGAAAACUGCGCAUCACUGCAAGUAAGGCUAACUCAGUGCCGAAAUCAAACAGAGCUGAUCCCAAUAAAUUUAUUAAUAAUCAGCUGUAUCCAAGAUUUAAGGGAAAUGCUGCUACACAGCAUGGUAAAAGGAAUGAACCAAAGGCCAUGGAAUGGUUCCAACAAGUGACUGAUAUCCCUGUGGCAAAGUCUGGAAUUGUGGUAUGUCCUGAAGAGCCAUACUUCGCUGCUAGUCCUGAUGGUAUUGUAAAUGAAAACACCAUCAUUGAAAUUAAAUGCCCCACGCGACCCUUGCAGGAUUUGAUUUCAUCCGGAAAAUAUGAUGUGAUAUUAAGAGAUGGAUUGCAAAAUGUUUUCAUCAAGUCUGAAGUGUCGUUCAGAAGGCACUCAGUAUCUUCCUAGAAGUUUUGAACAGCAUUAUGUAAUUGUUUUCUCAACAAUUUUGGUUUUCAAACACUUAACAUUGUUCACAUUUUUGACAGCUUUUUGCAGUUUCGUAGGUUUAAAUCUAAAGAUUACUUAAAGUACCUGAAUAUUUCAUUUUGUUUUUUAGUUUUUGUUCAGAGCUGCUUUUCAACAGUGAAUAUUUUAUUAAUAAGCCCAUAAAUAUCUCAAUACAAUGCAUGUUUUUCUGAAACUCAAAACCAAAAUGCUUUAUUUCUCACGUAAAUAACUGCAUAGAUACACUUCACAAUCACACAAAACAAGAUAAAUAUUCCAUUAAAAACAUUUUCCAUGAAAGGCAGCCCCAAAUUGUAACCCUGUUAUCAGUAUAUGGAUUUUAGCAGGGAUUUAUACAUAAUUGAUAUAUACAGAAUAUACAUAAAAAUACAUAUCAAUGUAAAAUGUAAUUGUUGACAACAAUAUUGAAACCAUCAAAUAAAAGAACAACAUAAUUAAGAAACUGAUAUUAAUAUAAUUAAACUGAUAGAUGCAUUAAUUCAAAAUGAAAAAGGAACAUUGAAUUAGUAAUGAAUGUUUCAUAUGAUUUCUUGGUUGACAAAAGUAAAGAAAGAGUGUUAGAUUAAUACUUUAAAGUUUUAACAAAUUAAUGAUAUCAUAAUAUUGAUAACAAUGAUUCAAAUUUCUUCCUACAUAUUUCUAAAUACAGCAAAAUACAGCGGUAACGUAUUUUAAAGCGCCGUUAUGGAAAAAUUAUCAUUGCUUGAGAAGUAUGGAACUAUACUAUUAUGUAAGAGUAUUUAAUAACUUGAUAACUAAAUAUUCCUCUACCAUUUUCUGAGAAAAUAACGAUACAAUAAAACAAGAUUACUGGAAUUGUAACGUAACAUGUGUAAAGUAUGUUACAAACAGAUUCCUCCUUCAAAUAAGUAUUUACACUAUAUUUUCAUAUGAUAUAGCUCAAAUAACACAAGUUGAUUGAUCACAGUUUAUUUCAUCAUGUUGUUCAGUUCUAGUUAUAUCUUGUUUCCAGAGAUGUCUGUUUUAGCAUAGAUUAAUUUUAUGCAAAUUAGCUAAAAUACCUAGCAUAGAAAAAACAUAUUUACUUUUAGAUAACAAAACACUAUUCUAGAAAACACUGAGAGACAUUAAGACCAGAUCAAAACUGUCUGAACUAUAUUUUCUAAAUAAUUGAUGUAAUAAAACAAGGUUAUUGAAAUGGUAACGCAACAUGUGUAAAGUAUGUUACAUACUGACUCCUCCUUCAAAAAGGUGUUUAAACUACUUUUCCAAACAA
This is a messenger RNA of Mercenaria mercenaria, 2699 nucleotides long. RefSeq lists its product as uncharacterized. The coding region runs from base 455 to 1402 and encodes 315 amino acids. The record is from RefSeq and is a predicted model, not a curated record. NCBI's taxonomy places the organism in Eukaryota, Metazoa, Mollusca, Bivalvia, Venerida, Veneridae. The transcript is spliced from 2 exons.